This is a messenger RNA of Cyphellophora europaea CBS 101466, 1338 nucleotides long. RefSeq lists its product as uncharacterized. Bases 1 to 1338 code for a protein of 445 amino acids. Gene Ontology annotation, molecular function: acyl-CoA dehydrogenase activity; flavin adenine dinucleotide binding. The transcript has a single exon. The record is from RefSeq and is a predicted model, not a curated record. NCBI's taxonomy places the organism in Eukaryota, Fungi, Ascomycota, Eurotiomycetes, Chaetothyriales, Cyphellophoraceae.
AUGAACCCACUCACGUCCCCAAUCCGGUCACGAUUGUGCUCAUUCCGCGGUCUCCCCCAACGAAUCACAUUCUUGUCUGGCACCGAACUACAUUAUUCGAAACGAUCAUCGUGCACCCAACAACGCCGAAACAUUCACGCUCGAGGUACCGAGUACUUGCAAAACCACGAUCCCGACUUGACCGAAUCUCAGCGUACCGUCCGUGAGGCCAUCGGCAAGGUCUGUGCUCAGUUCGACGACACCUACUGGGCCAACGCUGAACGAGACCACAAAUUCCCCGUCGAAUUUCAGCAAGCAAUUGCACGCGAUGGCUGGCUCGGGAUCUGCAUGCCCGCUGAAUAUGGAGGCUCCGAUCUGGGCAUCCUGGAAGCCGCGACCAUGAUGCAGACCAUUUCCGAGAGCGGAGGAGCAUAUGCGGCCUGCUCAUCGGUCCACAUGAACAUCUUCGGCCUGGAGCCCGUCCGCAAGUUCGGCACCGAGGAGCAGAAGAGACGCAUGCUGGCACCACUCAUCGCUGGCGAGGAGCGAGCGUGCUUUGGAGUGACGGAGCCUAACACCGGACUCGACACGCUGAAGCUCCAGUCCCGCGCCACCAAGUCGUCGGACGGGAGCCACUACACGCUCUCCGGCUCCAAGAUCUGGACCUCGACCGCCCAAGUGGCCGAAAAGAUCCUCAUCCUGGUGCGCACCACGCCGCUUGAGGCGGUCAAGAAGCGCUCUCAAGGCCUGUCCCUGUUCUACACCGACCUAGACCGCUCUGCCGUGCAAGUGACGGAAAUCCCCAAGAUGGGCCGCGCCGCGGUCGACUCCAACAUCCUGUUCUUCGAGGACUGGCGCGUGCCCGCCGAAGACCUGAUUGGCGCCGAAGGCGACGGCUUCAAGCAGAUCAUGGUGGGGAUGAAUGCCGAAAGAGUCCUCAUCGCCGCCGAGGCGCUCGGCCUGGGGUUCGCAGCCUUGCGGAAAGCGGCGCUCUACGCCGGCGAACGACAGGUGUUUGGACGGCCCAUCGGCAUGAACCAGGCGAUACAGCAUCCGCUGGCCGACAGCUGGAUGCAACUCGAGGCCGCGCGAUUGAUGAUCAACCAAGCGGCCAGACUCUAUGACGAGGGCUAUGAGGCGGGCGAGUACGCGAACGCCGCCAAGUACCUGGCUGCCGAGGCCGCUUACACGGCCUGUGAGAGGGCGGUAAUGUCGCACGGUGGGAUGGGCUAUGCGAAGGAGUAUCACGUCGAGCGCUACUUCCGGGAGAGCAUGAUCCCCCGACUGGCGCCGGUGAGUCGCGAAAUGAUCUUCAGCUACAUCGCCGAGAGGGUGCUGGGGUGUCCAAGAAGUUACUGA